Molecule: messenger RNA, 1181 nt
Organism: Tarenaya hassleriana
Lineage: Eukaryota; Viridiplantae; Streptophyta; Magnoliopsida; Brassicales; Cleomaceae
Product: thioredoxin-like protein HCF164, chloroplastic
Exons: 3
Coding region: 281-913 (210 amino acids)
Biological process (GO): cell redox homeostasis
Source: RefSeq, a predicted model, not a curated record
ACCACCCUAACGAGCAAGUGACUUCCUAAUACCUAUCGUCCGUCAGUUUCUUCCGACACUCGGCACUGAAAUCGCCGUCCUCCACGUUAAUUGCCAAAGGAUUCAAGGUGUUGUCUGGUUUUCGUUUUAGAAUUCAUCUUGGUUUCGAUUUCGUUUUCGCUCUGAAUUUGCUGUCGUUCCGACCGAGCGAAGCGUCGAACGAAUUUUCUCUGUUGGACCAUUUUGGGCGCAGAGAGCCAAACAUUCAAGCCGUGAAGAGGGGGCACUCUUGUUAGAUCCGAUGGCGGGUUCUUCUGGGUCGAAGCCGUCUUUGUUCUGCUUGAAGUGGCCAUGGAAUGAACACAACCACUCCAAAUCCUCCAACGUCUGCAACUUCGACGGCCCAUGGUUGUUCAGAUCAAUGCAUAGCCUCGGUUCCGUUGCACUCGAUUCCCUGAGCUCGUUUUCGAAAUCUUCCAGCUCCUGGAUUAGUAAUUUUGGUUUCCCUCAGAAUGUCAUUGGGACUGAUCGAAACAACAGUCUGAAACCGAAGAAACGGGUGCUAAGUGCCGAAGAGCAGGGAGAAGCAGAGCAGAGGGCAUUUGCCGCCGCGUUAGCCAGCGUGAAGGAGGCUACCGUGCUCGAGUUUUAUUCACCGAAAUGCAGACUCUGCAACUCUUUGCUGAACUUUGUUUUGGAGGUAGAGAAGAGGAAUUCGAAUUGGCUCAACGUUGUCAUGGCAGAUGCCGAGAACGAGAAAUGGAUGCCCGAGCGUCUCCACUACGAGAUCAAUUACGUCCCUUGUUUCGUGCUGUUGGACAAAGACGGGAGAGCGUUGGCCAAAACCGGUGUCCCAUGGAGUCGUCGACAUGUCAUUGCAGGUCUUUCCCAUCUUCUCAAGAUGAAGCGGCCAUCCCCUUCUCAGGAUCAGUAGGUUGUCUCCCGUCUGAACACCCGAAUGCAAGUUUCGAUCGAGAUAUCAUCCUCACAUUCGCAUAGUCGCGGCUUUUGGGUAUGCUUCGGAAUUUGAUCUUUGUAUGUUAGUUCUCUUGGAAAGGAAAACUAUAAAGAAGAACAGAAAUCUGAGCAUAUAGCCAUUUUGUGCUUAAUUACUCUUUUGUUAUGUAGAAGUAAGUUUCAAUCUACUUCGGUUUGGUUUAUUGUCAUUUGGAACUAAAAAUCGAUGUUCCUUCUUGUUUGAA